AUGUCUACCGAAAGGCUGCAUCCGUGUUCCGUUUGCCAAAGGACCUAUGAGCGCGCAGAUCAUCUUAUACGCCAUCAAAAAACUCACGACAACGAACGUGCAUACAAGUGUACGGUGUGUGGCAAAGGGUUCAACCGAGUCGAUCUCCUCAAUCGUCAUCGUGCCUCUCAUGAUAGCGCCGAACACGGCGAGCGAUCUAUCAGAAGGAGAACUGAGAGAGCAUGCCAGGCUUGCAUUCGCUCCAAGACGAAGUGCGAGGAGGAGAGACCAUGUCAGCGAUGCAAGACUCGAAAUAUCGAAUGCAUCGAGACGCAGGAGAGACAACAGGAACGACAAAGUGACUCUGUCCAAGACGCGGCGGCAGCGGAGUUUGAAAAUGCUCCUGCAAUCAACAACAACGACUUUAGUGGAGAUGCCGGCAUUGAUUGUAUGACAUUCGAGUCAACAUUCCCAGAGUUCUUUGAACAGGUCAUGAUACCCCUCGAGAGCGGGAGCAGUACUUUCGACAACGUCGUGCGUCCACCAGAUGUGUCAAACUUCACGCAGGACUUCAGCUUCAAUGCUUCGGAGUUUGAUUUCUCGCUCCUGGAAGAUCCAGCCGCCUGGACUGAGACACAAUUGCAGCAUCCCUUGAAUAAACAAACAACGACCUCUGCGGAAGUCUCACGUUCGAUGGCCGAAUCUCGGUCAGAAGCACUCAAGCGCUCGCCUUGGUCAUGGAACCAUUGGGUGCCUCCUUCAGGGGUGGGAGCGUUCGCAGAGCAUAAUGAGUUGAAUGUGGACGAGGAUCUCUUCUCGACAUCGACUCUCGCGAAUUCUUCUGACUCCCGCAGAUCUAUGCCUUCAUUCCCUACCUUGCAGCUUCUGGAAGAUCUCAUCAACGUCUGCUUACUAGAAGACUCUCACGCCAUUGACUCGCAUAUCCACAUUCCUACCCUUGACACCCAGAAUACAAGGACCGAGUUGUUACUAGCUAUGGUUGCGAGAGGAGCAGCCUUCAUCAGCUUCCCGCCAAUCUGGAAAAUGGGCAUGAUGCUACAAGAUGUUGUCCGCUACGCCAUCGGCGAAGAGUUUGAGAAAGACAAUAGCGUUACACGAGAGCUACAAGCCGUGCAAGUCUCUCUUAUGUGGGUUACCACCGGUGUUUGGAGCGGUUUUCGGCGAACGGUCGAGAUCUCUGCCUCUUUUCUGCAACCUCCCGUGACCAUGCUUGGUUGGUCGAAUGCGUUUUCCCGCUCGCAGUACUCCGACAUCUUACCCACUCCCGAGGAUUCUUCCGAAGUGCUCGACCAGAAGUGGCUGGCCUGGUCUGAACAGGAAACUAGAAAGCGGCUCGUCUUUCAUACGUUCUUGCACGAUUCGCAAGUAAUGCUCGUACAUAUGAGACCUCCUCUCAUCUCUCCGGCACAAAUGCAACUACCGAUACCGGCUUCCCGAGAUUUGUGGCUUGCAUCGAAUGCUCAUGCCUGGCGCAGUGCGUUCCUCGCGGAGACGCCUGCUGAAGGGAAAACGAUGCCUUCAACCAUCAACAUAUUCAGCGACCCUGAGCUGUUGUCUCGACUGGAGCGUCCAACCGACAAGUCGCUGUGCUACAUGUUGAUCGUCCACUCCAUGGCACACGAGGUCUUUGAGUAUCGUCAACAAGCUCAGAUGUUGCAACACGCCGGGAAGCGUCGACAGCGAGACAAGGGUUUAUCGCACAUGAGCAAGUUGCGAGACUUAUACGACGAUCUCACAACUCUGUUGACAUCCGUCGAAACAGACUCCUCCAGUCCGACAGAAAUCUCCUUUGUCCUCGAGUUCCUCAUGAUGCUCCUGCAUGUAUCUCUCGACGACAUUCAGGUCUUCGCAGGGCGUUCAGGCGAGGACGAGGCUCGAAAGGUAUACCCGCAAGUACGGACCUGGACACAAGAUGCCGAGUCGCGGAGAGCAAUCAGGCACGCGGGCCAAGUUUUCCAAUAUGCCAAGAAGUUCGAGAAGACACGAUUGCGAGACUUUUACGCCGUGGCUUUGUACCAUUCGACGCUCGUUCUCUGGGUCUGGGGCAUGGUCACUUCCGGCAUAAGUCGACAAAGCGGGGUUUCUGAAUCCUCCAAGGCACAAGCCAGAGUACUUCUCGAUGGUCCAGAGAGUAGAUCGACGAAGGCCUUCGUGCAACUCGGUCACGGCACUCCCGGGCUUGAGGUCACUCCUAAUCCGCCGAAUGACACAUCCGCAAUACCUCGCACGAAUGACAAUGUGGAGGGAUUUUACUCGCUGUCCAAUUCGCGAUGUGUUAUGGCCACCGCUGCUGCCGUACUCAGGGGCAAUUUCCCACACCCCAAGGGCGGCUUGCCACCAUUGGUAGGUAAUUUGGCCAGUCUAUUGGAUGAUCUGGGGACCUUGCCGACAUGA
This is a messenger RNA of Zymoseptoria tritici IPO323, 2394 nucleotides long. RefSeq lists its product as uncharacterized. Gene Ontology annotation, molecular function: DNA-binding transcription factor activity, RNA polymerase II-specific; zinc ion binding; DNA binding. The record is from RefSeq and is a predicted model, not a curated record. Bases 1 to 2394 code for a protein of 797 amino acids. Lineage: Eukaryota; Fungi; Ascomycota; Dothideomycetes; Mycosphaerellales; Mycosphaerellaceae. The transcript has 6 exons. Gene Ontology annotation, biological process: DNA-templated transcription; regulation of DNA-templated transcription.